This is a messenger RNA of Aureobasidium pullulans EXF-150, 900 nucleotides long. Its product is annotated as mitochondrial 54S ribosomal protein YmL9. Gene Ontology annotation, cellular component: mitochondrial large ribosomal subunit; ribosome. Gene Ontology annotation, biological process: translation. Lineage: Eukaryota; Fungi; Ascomycota; Dothideomycetes; Dothideales; Saccotheciaceae. Bases 1 to 900 code for a protein of 299 amino acids. The record is from RefSeq and is a predicted model, not a curated record. The transcript has 2 exons. Gene Ontology annotation, molecular function: structural constituent of ribosome.
AUGCCGCCAAUUACUUUCGCCGCGCCACUGGCGCUAUCACAACCGACGACAUUGCUGCCGCGCACAUUUACACGCUCCAUCAAGACGCUCAACCCGAAAAUCAAGCCCAGUCGCUUCAAUGCCGGUUUCGAUCUACCCGUACUCGGUUCCUCCAAGACUGCUGCUCUCGAGCGCAAGUCAUACACACUUCCGCCGCGCAGUGGCGCUCUCGCUGUCAAGAAGGGCAUGACUGCUCUCUACGAUCCCGAAACCGCAAAACGUACUCCCUGCACAGUUCUCCAACUCGAUCGCGUACAGGUUGUUUCGCACAAGACCCGCGACAAGCACGGCUACUGGGCUGUUCAAGUCGGCGCUGGUAUCAAGGAGCCCAGGAAUGUGACGCGGCCUGAGAGAGGGCACUUUGCCGCCAACAAGGUUGGUAUCAGCCGCCACCUCCACGAGUUCCGUGUCAAGGAUGAGUCUGGCUUGCCCGAGGUCGGCUCUGUUAUCAGCGCAGAUUGGUUCCAGGAGGGUCAGUACAUCGAUGCAAAGGCGAAUUGCAGGGGUAUGGGUUUCGCUGGUGGUAUGAAGAGAUGGGGAUUCCACGGUCAACCUGCCAGUCACGGUCAAUCCUUGACUCACAGAACCAUGGGUAGUUCGGGUGCCUCACAGGGUAGCGGUAGCAGAGUCUUGCCUGGCAAGAAGAUGGCUGGAAACAUGGGUGGUCAGCAAGUCACCGUUCAGAACCUGCGUGUCUUGAAGGUUGAUGCUGCUAACGGAAUUGUUGUCGUCAAUGGAUGUGUCGCUGGUCCCAAGGGUGCCCUCGUCAAGAUCCAAGACGCUUUGAAGAAGCCAUGGCCUGCGGUUUCUACACCUCCGGCUGCAGAUGCGGCCGCUGAGCCCGUCCAGGCAACCGCCUAA